CCUGGGCACUCAAUGGAAGGAUUUUCGCUUUCAAUUUCAUCACUCUGUAAAAUGGCAAUAUGUCAACUCCUAUUUUAUUCGUAACGACUGACUCGCACUCGCAUCCGACGGCCCACAGGCCAGGCCGGUCGUCGUCGGUGCGCUGCUGCUGGCUGUUAUUUCUGUAGCUAGGUUGAAUAUAUGUUUUCAUUUACUAUUUACAUCUUUGCUCCUGAAUUAAUCUCAGUCAAAGAAGUAAUUGAUCGUAUACGUCAAGGUUCUUCGUGCUCGUCGGUUUUCUGAUCAACAUAUAUUUAGGGUCUUGAAUAACCAUACAACUUGUAGGUUAUUCUCCAUCAAAACAACUUUGCCUUUUGUUGGAAAGGUGUUUUCACACUCAAUCAGGAUGACUACUCUUCGUCCAUUCACCUGCAUGGAUCUAUUGAAGUUCAAUAACGUGAACUUGGAUCCAUUGACUGAAACUUUUGGCCUUGCAUUCUACAUGCAGUACCUGGCCCACUGGCCUGAACAUUUUCAGGUAGCAGAAUCACCAAGUGGAGAAAUAAUGGGAUAUAUAAUGGGCAAAGCAGAAGGUCUAGGCGAAAACUGGCAUGGUCAUGUUACUGCACUCACAGUAUCGCCUGAUUAUCGCCGCCUUGGGAUGGCUGCAACCCUAAUGUCUUGGCUUGAAGAAGCCUCUGAAAAGAAACAAGCUUAUUUUGUGGACCUCUUUGUGCGAGUUUCUAACAAAGUCGCAAUUCAAAUGUACAAGCAAUUGGGUUACAUUAUUUAUCGCACAGUUUUAGAAUACUAUUCAGGAGACCCUGACGAGGAUGCUUACGAUAUGAGGAAGGCAUGUUCACGAGAUGUGAAUAAACAGUCUGUGAUUCCAUUAAUCCACCCUGUGCGUCCAGAAGAUGUUGACUAAAUUUCAACUGUAAUUUAAGACUAAAUAAUAUUUAUUUCCAUAUGCUAAAAGCAAAGUAGUUUGCUGGUUUGUACUAAAAAAAGAUAUUUUACGAACCAA
Molecule: messenger RNA, 1006 nt
Organism: Frankliniella occidentalis (western flower thrips)
Lineage: Eukaryota; Metazoa; Arthropoda; Insecta; Thysanoptera; Thripidae
Gene: Naa20A
Product: N-alpha-acetyltransferase 20
Exons: 6
Coding region: 386-907 (173 amino acids)
Biological process (GO): N-terminal peptidyl-methionine acetylation
Cellular component (GO): NatB complex
Molecular function (GO): protein-N-terminal amino-acid acetyltransferase activity
Source: RefSeq, a predicted model, not a curated record